UGUCCCUCGAAGACAGCGGAGCCAGAGGAGAGGUUGUGCGCAUACAGCUGCCGGGAAGCAGUGCCUGUCAGAUCAACCGGGGUUUCUCGGAUCCCAGGACUGUGUGGACACCUGCAUAAUUAUCAACAUGGCGGGUGACCAGUGCCUUUCAGAGAAAGGUGCCUCUCCGACCCCAAAUCAUAAUCUGCGACUGUGACCUCUGACCUGGGUGUGGCCACAAUGGGCUGUGGCACUUCCACCUCAACAGAGACCAACAAGAGGCCAGGGCCAGGAAUUGCCAAGAGCCCCAGCCCUGCACUAACCAUGAAGGCAGCCAUCUUGAUCCAGCGCUGGUACCGACGUUACAUUGCUCGUCUGGAGAUGAGGCGGCGCUACACCUGGAACAUCUUCCAGUCCAUAGAGUAUGCGGGAGAGCAGGACCAGCUACAGCUCUCCAGCUUCUUCAGCUUCAUGCUGGACAACUUCACCCAGCUGAACGCCAACGGUCCAGACCUGAUCUCCCACUUGCUGGGCCCUGUGGCGGACCCAUGGUACCAGAGAGAGAGGCAGAGCAGCUACGAGCAGAUGACUGUUCUGGAAUCCUACAUCGGGCCCCACCUCUCCUUCCCCCUCAGGGUGGAACACACCAACGCUCUGCUCAGCGCCUUCAAGGACCAGCAGAUCCUCCAUGCCAGGUAUUUUCUACAGCUACUUCAUGAAACCAGGAAGUUCCUGAAGCAGAUGCCCAAUGUCAUCCACCUGUCUACCUCCUAUACCAGGGAGAUAACCAUCUGCGGGGAUCUUCAUGGGAGACUCGACGACCUCCUCCUCAUCUUCUACAAGAACGGCCUGCCCUCGUCCGAGACGCCGUACGUGUUCAACGGCGACUUUGUGGAUCGAGGGAAGAAGAGUGUGGAGGUGCUGGUCCUCCUCUUCUCCUACAUGCUCCUCUACCCCGACCACAUGCACCUGAACCGGGGCAACCACGAGGACCACAUCAUGAACCUGCGAUAUGGGUUCACUAAGGAGGUCAUGCAGAAGUACAAGAGCCACGGCUCAGAGAUCCUGCAGCUGCUCCAAGAUAUCUUUAGCCUGCUGCCCAUCGCCACAGUGAUAGACAACAAGGUUCUGAUCGUGCACGGUGGGAUAUCGGACACGACUGACCUGGACUUCCUCAGAACUAUUGAGAGACACAAGGUCAAAUCAGCGCUCAGGCUUCCCAGACGUAGUCUGGACCAACUGGACGUGAGCCGGAGAAGCAGACAGGCCAGCAGACAGGCCAGCAGACAGGCAGGCCGACAGGCAGGCAGCCCGCGGUCACACAAUCGCCGCGGCCACAGCAGGAGCCCCUCCCAAGGCAAGAGACGCUGUCACGUGACCAGACAAGGAAGUGCCUCCUCGUCCUCGUCCUCUUCCUCGUCCUCCCUCUGCGCUCCGCUGAGCCCAGACCGCCCCUUGCCCCGCCCCAGCCCCUCGCACGUGAUGCCCAGCCUCUCCGGGUCCCUCCAGGUGCCCUUCCUGGACUCCCUGGUCGCCCUCACCCCUCCGGAGCCCCCCCGGGAGGAGCUGGAGUGGAAGCAGGUGGUGGACGUGCUGUGGAGUGACCCCAAGCCCCAGGAGGGGUGCAGUCCCAACACCUUCAGGGGAGGCGGCUGCUACUUUGGGCCAGACGUGACCCAGCGCCUGCUGGACAGACACGGCCUGACUCUGCUCAUACGCUCCCACGAGUGUAAACAGGAGGGCUACGAACUGUGUCACCACGGAAAGGUGAUCACCAUCUUCUCAGCGUCUAACUACUAUGAGGAGGGCAGUAACCGUGGUGCCUACAUUAAGCUGGGCUCAGAACUGGUGCCGCGCUUCUACCAGUACCAGGUCAGCCGAUCCACCCGGAAACUCACGCUCACACAGAGGGUGAGUGUAGCAGAGGGGUCAGCUCUGAAGGCUCUGCAGGAGAAGCUGUUUACUCAUCGGUCAGAGCUCAUGGCUGGGUUUCAGCAGUAUGACCUGAACAACACUGGCUGCGUCUCCAUCAGCGAGUGGGCCCAGGUGGUGGAGGCCGUCCUGAGGCUGGACCUCCCCUGGAGGACCCUGCGCCCGCGCCUCGCCCGCCUGGCACCAGAUGGCAGCGUGGAGUACCAGUCCUGCUUCCAGGACAUGGACCUGGGCCAGCCACUCCCCAGGGUGACCCCCGGCCUGGCGGAGACCCUGUACAGAUACAGGACAGACCUGGAGAUCAUCUUCAACAUCAUAGACAAAGAUCAGUCAGGUCUAAUCUCCAUCGAGGAGUUCCGUCAAACCUGGCGCCUGUUCAGCACCCACCUGGGCGUCGCCGUGGACAACACUGCCAUCGAUGAGCUGGCAAGGAGCAUCGACUUCAACAAAGACGGCAGCAUCGACUUCAACGAGUUCCUGGAGGCUUUCAGGGUGGUGCACAAGUAGCAGAGCUGAGAGGGAUGGAGGGAGGGGAGCUCCACUGAUCCACCUGUGAGGUCCUGACUGGACAAGACUUGCCUCAGGGACACACACACAUUCUCUAUAAACCCUCAUGUAAACACAGACAGGAUGUCUCAUACACCGGAGAGUGUCUGGAAAGACUUUCCGGAGAAUUCUGUACCUUUCGGGAGCAUUUGGGGAAACAUGAGGAUUCUGGCGUUUUCUACAGCCACGCGCUGGGGGUGCCUGGGCUUGUAAAGCUGUUCCCUUGCCCCGCCCCAGCCCCUCGCACGUGAUGCCCAGCCUCUCCGGGUCCCUCCAGGUGCCCUUCCUGGACUCCCUGGUCGCCCUCACCCCUCCGGAGC
Messenger RNA from Hypomesus transpacificus, 2777 nucleotides. RefSeq names its product protein phosphatase, EF-hand calcium binding domain 1 (gene ppef1). Gene Ontology annotation, molecular function: protein binding; iron ion binding; manganese ion binding. The transcript is spliced from 19 exons. The coding region runs from base 220 to 2418 and encodes 732 amino acids. Gene Ontology annotation, cellular component: cytosol; nucleus. The record is from RefSeq and is a predicted model, not a curated record. Gene Ontology annotation, biological process: detection of stimulus involved in sensory perception. Lineage: Eukaryota; Metazoa; Chordata; Actinopteri; Osmeriformes; Osmeridae.